GGACUAAGGUACCACAGUUCCGGCGCCGGAAGAGAGUGAGUUGAUGACAGGCCCAGGGGUUGAGGGAAACACCGACCCUGGAGCCGGCAAGGGGACAGGAAUGCUCGCACUUCCAAGCACUUCACACAAAGGGCAAGCUGGACAGCAAGGCGGGUAUCUGGGGCCUGGGACCUCGGAUCGGGGGCGACAGGAAGUGGUGCCGAGGGCCAGGAUCUCGCCUCACAAUUUAACCUUUGGAUCACGUCACCGCCUGGUGAGGGCGGCUGAGCAAGGCGAGGGGACUUUGUGCAGCUGCCUGUGCCCAUCAUCCAGCAGCUCUACCACUGGGACUGCGGCCUAGCCUGCUCUAGGAUGGUGCUUCGAUACCUGGGCCAGCUGGACGAUGGAGAGUUUGAGAGUGCCCUGCAGGAGCUGCGCCUAACCAGAAGUAUCUGGACCAUUGAUCUGGCCUACUUGAUGCGCCACUUUGGUGUGAGGCACCGCUUCUGUACCCAGACCCUGGGCGUCGACAAGGGUUAUAAAAACCAGUCCUUUUACAGGAAGCACUUUGAUACAGAGGAAACCCGGGUGAACCAGCUGUUUGCAGAAGCUAAGGCCUGCAAGGUGCUUGUGGAAAAAUGCACAGUGAGUGUGCAGGACAUCCAGGCGCAUCUGGCGCAGGGCCAUGUGGCCAUCGUGCUCGUGAACUCAGGGGUGCUACACUGCGACCUGUGCUCUAGCCCCGUCAAGUACUGCUGCUUUGCACCCAGUGGCCAUCGCUGCUUCUGCCGUACCCCUGACUACCAGGGCCACUUCAUUGUUCUGCGUGGUUACAACAGGGCCACCGGCUGUAUUUUCUACAACAACCCAGCCUAUGCUGACCGAAUGUGCAGCACCAGUGUCAGUAACUUUGAGGAGGCCAGAACCAGCUACGGCACAGAUGAGGACAUCCUCUUUGUCUACCUGGACAGCUGACAGCAGGAGCCUGUUGUGCCCAGAUCCUUGGACCCCAACCCCCAACUUUAGCCAGACCUAAUCAGUAUGCCCAAGUUGGGGGCUGCUGGGGCUGGAAUGCAACACUGCAGCUUCAGCCUGUCUGACAAGGCUCUGGGGAACUCUGGGAACUGGCGUAGCUGCUUUGUCAGCUAGUGCUAUAUGUUGUCAUUUACCCCAAGCAUCUGGGGGCUCCUGAAGGCUUCUCCAGAGUUCUGAGGGGAGUCUCCCCCAGGAUGACAAGCCUAACUCCAACAAUGCCCAUUGGAAGUCUAGCUUCAAGGAUGCCCUUGUUGCCUUCUAGCCAGACCCAAGGUGAGGGGAGAGGCCUGAGGCAGUCUUCCCAUAGACCUUAGGACUGAGUCUUGGAGAGAGAAGUCACUUGAUCUGAUGCUACUCAUCAGGACAGCAUCUGCAUGUUUGGAAAGUGUAGCUGAAUUCAAGUCCCUAGAGCUGGAGCACUCCAAACCCAAUCUUCUGGAAGUGCUACAGAGCCCCCUGUAACCCAUGGUAGAUGCCAUUACUACCACCUCCUGCCUUCCAGUGGGCCCAAGUAUCUGACUGGUUAUGAGGCCACUGGCCCCUAUCAUGCAGUGUAGACACCUCAUAGCCAUUUGGCUCUGUAGGGAGGAAGGCCCUAGGGAGUGUGCUGGGCACCAGCAGAGAGUGUACCCCAGGAAUAAACAGCUACCUGGAUCCCAAAGAGCCCUCCUCACCCAUGAGGCCUCCUGACACCAGCCUAAAUCCCAAAAGGAGGGACCAUUUGUCCUCUGGGUGUGGGCAACCCCAGGUCUGUCGGAGCUAGGUGGUAGAGCCUCUACUUAUGAAGCAACGGGCAGGGGACAGUCUGUAGUCUCCAACCCACACUGGUUUUCAUGCCAGGACCUUUUGCACAGAAUGUUGGAUCUCUUCUGUCUUGACAGAGAAUGGUGAUGACUGCCCAGGAUCACACAGCACAGCAAGUAGCAUUGACUGGAGCUGGUUUCUUCCUUCAUUAUUUCCUUCUUUCCUCCCCUCACCCCUUUUUAAAUUUUUGUUGUUGUUGGGAGCAGAGGUGUUUUUUUUUAUUGAAAUUUAAGUUUUUACUUUUGCUGGGUGAUUAUCACCUUUAAGUAAGAAUAAUAGUGAGAUUGCAGGUACUUUGGAACCACUAACACCUCUUUUUUUCACAGGGCAGGUAAGCCAGCCAGAUUUCUUUUUUAAAGUCUGAGCACCAGGCCCCUUGCCUUACUUGAGGAGGAAGUUGGCCCAGGACAGUAGUAGAGCUGGGUCUUGAACUCAAGAGCCCUUCAUGGCUGCCUCUGGCAAAAAGACAGGGAUACCCUGACAGCCCCACCAUCCCUGCACUCCUAGGGCUUGGUCUUCCAGUGCCCAAGGUGUGACGUGGUGGCAGCUGCUUCUCAGGUGUGACGUGGUGGCAGCUGCUUCUCCCACACCGACUCUAGCUGGCCCCUCCCUCACCAUGGUAGUUCUGAGGGGUGGAGGAAGAGUCUGCUUACCAGUUCUGUGAGACCACCCAGCCACCUUGCUCCUUAACACCAGACAGCUUUGGGCCGAGAGGGUAGCACUAUUUGCAAGGCAGCCAUCCUGGGUUUCAGAGACUGGUGUUGGCUUUAGUCUGGUCUCAUUUCUAUUGCCUUAAUGCUGGGUGUCCCAAGGUCCUAGGGAACUCUGGCUCCAAGCUCAGGAGUACCAUACACAGCAGCUGUGGGGUAUGGGUGUCCUCAGGAGAGGUUUAGGUAAAAUUGUGGUGAGAAUAGCUGAAUGAAGGAAACCGAUGGGAAGAAGUUAAGUUUUCAUGAUGACUGCAUAUGAAUGAGGAAUAGCACACAUGGUGGUGAGCUGUUAUGGGGAUUAUCCUUCACAGAAAGUGAUCACAGCACCUCAUCCAUCCGGGACAUGCUCAGUCUCUGGGCUCAGACAAUGGCUUCUCAGGGUAAGUCACAUGUUAGAGGUCACCUGUCUGUAAGAUUAACAAGUUGUUUGUCCCCAAGACCAGUCUCUCUGAGGAAGGUCACGGAGGCAGGACAUCAGCUACACUGUGUUGCAUUCUUGCACAAGUCAUGACAUUGGGGCUGAGAAAAGAGCCUGGACAUCAGGGACGUUGCCCACAGCACGUGGCACCCACAAUUGCCCAGCCUGUUCUCAUGCUUCAGCCCAAUGCAGCUUCUGAAGCCAGUGGAACAGUAGGCAGCUUUGUUCACUCUAGCUGCAGGGGGACGAAAGGGAUCUUUUGCAUUGCAGAGAUUUUUAUACAUAAAUAUAUUUUGUUUGUAAUGAGCCAUUCUCAAUAAACAUUAUUCUCACUGCACA
Marmota flaviventris (yellow-bellied marmot) is the source of this 3285-nucleotide messenger RNA. The record is from RefSeq and is a predicted model, not a curated record. NCBI's taxonomy places the organism in Eukaryota, Metazoa, Chordata, Mammalia, Rodentia, Sciuridae.